Syzygium oleosum is the source of this 1865-nucleotide messenger RNA. RefSeq lists its product as uncharacterized. Lineage: Eukaryota; Viridiplantae; Streptophyta; Magnoliopsida; Myrtales; Myrtaceae. Gene Ontology annotation, molecular function: protein binding. The record is from RefSeq and is a predicted model, not a curated record. The transcript is spliced from 6 exons. The coding region runs from base 1 to 1608 and encodes 535 amino acids.
AUGGGGAAGAAGAGAGAGGCCAGGAAGAAGUUUGAGGUGCCACGGGAGGCAAAAGAGAAAGCGGAGUGUCUAAUGGCGAUGCAGAUGUUCCGCCAUUGCUCCGAGCUAGAGAUUUACCAAGCACUCGUGGAAUGCGAGAUGGACUUCGACGGCGCCAUGCGGAGACUCUCUAAUCAAGAGAAAGAGAAAACCAGAGCAGGGGUACCGGCAGAGUGGAAGGAGCAAGUCGAGCGUAUAAAGGAGAUUGUGAAGGAGAUGGAGCCCAAAUUCACCGAAGAAGAGAUCUACGAAACGCUCAAGCGAUGCAACAUGGACCCCGACCUUGCCACUCAGAGACUCGCAAACUUUCUAGUUCUUCAGAGGGUCGAUGCGCAAGAAUCUAAGUCACAACACGGAGUUAGCAGCAGCAGCAGCAGCAGUGUUGUAAAACAAGGGGGAAGUCGUGAUGAUGAUGUUGGAAGAACAGAUACAACUCAUGAUGAUACAGUCCAGGGUAUUCAGGGGAAUUCACCAAGAUUUUCCAUUCAAUCUAUCGGAAAUGAUUCACCUGACCUUCCCUUCUCAGCAUUCGAUCACAUGACAUACGGUUCAAUGGAGCAUCCAGCAAUGAUGUCAAUGAAUGCACCACCUCUUACACCAAGUGCUUCCAUCCAUCAAUCACCACAGACCCUGCUUCAAGACACUAAUUUGUCCGCUGGCCAUGGAUUUACACAUCCCUACAUAGAACCAAGCUACUAUCAGCCUCAGCUGCCCCUGCAACAUGGUUACAUGAAUGGUGAUGGGCAUGUGCAUCAGAACUUCGGAUAUGAUUUGACAUCUCCUCAACAAGAGGUAUACCAAGGUGGCAGCUCGUCUUGGGCCAAUGCCGAUCCUUCUAGUUGGGGAAGCUUUCUGGACAGAGGAAGUAUCCCUCACCAAUUUCUGCCUAAUUCACCUGCCCCCUCUGAUAGUUCCGGAACCCAGCUCAACUCUACAUUGCAUGUUCAGGCUCAGCACCAGCAUAGAAAUGAUUAUUGGCCUGACGGAACGAAGUAUAACUUCGCUGUGCUGAAAAAUCAGCUUAAUCCAGGAGCAAUGUCUGCACACCCCGAACAACAACAGAGUGGUUUCCCCGAACAGGUGCCUCUACCUUCUGAUGGUAAUAACCAGCACCAUGAUAUGCCAUCGGCUCAACAAGAAAUGCAUCAAGGUGGCUGCUCAUCUUGGGCCAAUGGCAAUGCUUCUGGCUGGGGAAGCAUUCAGGGCACAGGAAAUACAUCUUAUCAAUCUCCGCCAAUUCCACCUUAUUCACCUUCUCCUUUUAAUAUUUCCCGGACCAGCAAUGACCCCACAUUGCAAGCUCAAGACCAGUAUAGAAAUGAUCAUCACUUCUUAAAAUUUCCUGGACUGGCUUCGACUCCAGGUGGUAGCUUCCCGGGUGGGGUGCCUCUGCCUGCUAAUGCUAGGAAUCAGCACGCUGGUGAAGGGUCAUCCCCGCAAUAUGAUCAUCAAGGCUACCCGAGCUGGCACCAUCCUGGAACGAGGGUCAGCCCAAACCAUUUGCAGCAAAGCCCAUAUAAUACAGGCACAGGCGAUUCGCAGGACUUAUCAACCAUGCAACCACCUUGAGAUCCGGGACCUUAACGCUGAUCACCGGUUGUUAUUCUGCAUCUAUUGGGAGGGCUUUUUGCGUAUAAUUUGAUAUAGGAUCAUUAGGGCGUGGCAGUAACAAUUGGGAUGACAUGUUAGCGCUUGCUUACUCAUUUUUACGCACUUCAAUACCUCCUUUGAUUGGAAAGAAUGUACAGGUUCUUGCUUGUCCAUUUGUACAUACUCUAGUUUUUUUGGAGCUAGAAUCCAACUGUGCAUGUACUUCAAUGGCUCAA